AUGGCCAAGAGCACAGAGAUUGACGACAUCUUUGCGAACAAGUCGGCGACGUCAAACACGUCUGAUAGCGCCAAAGCCAAGAAGGGCGGCAGAACAUCUGUCAAAACCCAAAAGGCGCUGCCUGAACCUGUCGUCAAGCCCGCAGCUACCGACACGACAAGCAAGCAGGCUGACAAGCUCAAGUCCAAGGCGAGCAAGACGAGUGACGCGGCAAUGGCCACCAGGGUUGAGACAGUCGUAGACCCUUCGUCGGCUCAGCCGGCGGCGACGAAGCGUUCACGUCCUGCCAUGACGGAGGAGGAUGCUGCGUUUGGCGACUCAAGAGGUACUACUCGUCGACGGACAGACGACGGGCUCCCAAUUUAUGAUGCCGCCGAGCUUAAGAUUGGCCUCGGCGGUGAUACUCCGCUUUGCCCAUUCGAUUGCGAUUGCUGCUUCUAG
This is a messenger RNA of Mixia osmundae IAM 14324, 441 nucleotides long. RefSeq lists its product as uncharacterized. The record is from RefSeq and is a predicted model, not a curated record. Bases 1 to 441 code for a protein of 146 amino acids. The transcript has 2 exons. NCBI's taxonomy places the organism in Eukaryota, Fungi, Basidiomycota, Mixiomycetes, Mixiales, Mixiaceae.